AAAAAAAGUCCGAGUGGAAGGAACGGAUAGGGUUUCCUUUUCAUAACAGGCUUACUUCCCUUUAUUAAAUUAUUUCCAUUUGCACACACGAAAAACAUGGACGAGGUUGACAGUCACGAAGAGUAUGAUUAUGAGGAAACAAUAGUGAUGGUGGAGUUACAAGGUAUCAUGGAAAAUGACUUCUUGGGUCAAGUCAGUCAGGCAAAGAUGCUUGGUAUAGAUACAGAGAAGCCUUUACUGCAGUUAGAUGAUUAUACAUUCACUGGACAAUACUCAGAUACCCUUGGCACAAAUUUAGUUUUUCAAGAUAAAACAGAGACUAAUGAUUCAAGAUCAGGAGAAAAGAAGUUAGAGUACAGUUGUUUGACAAACAAGAAACUCAGCCUGCAGAGGGUUUUUCUCAAAGAUAAUAAUGAACUCACACAAUUGGAUAGCGCUGCUUGUGCUUCAUCUGACGAUGAGCAGAACGAUAACGAUGCAACACAUUCCCCCGAUGCUUCUCCUGGACCAUCUGAAAUUAUAAGUGAAGCAGCCAUAGAUAGAGGUCUUAAUAAAGACUUAGUGGCAGAUGCCUUUUCUAAAACAGCAAAACAUCAUGUGAAGAAGACUUCAACAAAUUCUGAACAGGCAGACGAAAAACAUGAAAAGACUUGAUCCUAAAGAUUUUGAGGUACUUGACUGAAACUACGUUCAUUUUAAAUGAACCAAAAAUGUUAUUUAGCGGAUCCCUUAUGUGAAUGUUUACUAAAAUAUCUGUACUUCAGUGGAUUAAUAGAUGAAAUUAAGUUUGUGGAAACUUUCUCAAUUGUUGAAAAUGCCACGUAAAAUUUAUGUUUACUAGGCUACCUUUCAAAUACUGAUGUGGUAAACGUGUGACUGUUUGGUUCAUCUGAGGAGGAAGUGCUCAUGGUGAGCUUUUAGGAUCGCUGAAUGUCUGUCGUCCGACUGUUGUCCACAAUUUCUUUAAAGAACAUCUUCUUCAUAAAUAUCAAGCUAAAUUCAACCAACCUUCGAUAGAACGUUCCUAUGGUGGUCACCUUCCAGAUUCUCUCCAAUCUGUGUACAUCCAUACAGAAUUUGGUUUCCAAAAGGAAAAACUUUACCAAAUUCCUGCAAAUCAUUCUGUUUUGUUAAAAAAAACAUGACCUCUAGAGGGCGCAGCUAGUUUUCCCUAUAAUGAUUGUAUGGAAAAUUUUGAAAACCUUCUCUUCUGAAACUGUUAGUUCAAUAUCAAAAUGUAUUGAAAGCCUUGUUCCAUGGGUGACUGUUUACCAAAUUUCUUAAGGGGCUUCCGUGGCCGAGUGGUUAAGGUCGCUGACUUCAAAUCACUUGCCCCUCACCGAUUUGGGUUCGAGCCUUACUCGGGGCAUUGAAUUCUUCAUGUGAGGAAGCCAUCCAGCUGGCUUACGGAAGGUCGGUGGUUAUAUCCAGGUUCCCGCCCGUGAUAAAAUGAUGCACGGAGGGGCACCUGGGGUCUUCCUCCACCAUCAAAGCUUGAAAGUCGGCAUGUGACCUAUAAUUGUGUCAGUGCCACGUUAAACCCAACAAAAACAAAAUCGAACCAAAUUCCUUGAAAUCAUUCUAUAUAAUUUAAAAAAACGUGGUGCCAGGGGCCGGGGCUAGUUUUCCUUGUUACUGUAAUAGAAUAAUAAUGGAUGUAUUGAAAUCUUUGAAAAUAUUCUUCUCUGACACCACUGGCUGGAUUUCAGAAUUUUUUGACAGGACUGUUUUUUUGGGUGACGCCUCUACCAAUUAAAUUCCUUAUAAACAUUCUAUUUUUUUUUUUAGUAAAACAUGGCUGUUAGGGAUGGGGCUAGUUUUUCCCUAUAUGGAAAACCUUGAAAAUCUUCUCUGAAACCACUGGGUUGAUUUCAGAAUAAUUUGAAAGCAAUAUUCCUUGGGUGACCCUUUACCGAAAUUUCCUUCAAAACAUUCUGGUUUGUUAGCUCGACUAUACGAAGUAUGGAAAGCUGUCCUACUUUACCCGGCUUUAUGAAUUAUCCCCCCUUUUUACUUAGAAUUUCAGGUUAAAGUUUUGAUGCACUUUCACCAAUAAAUCAUUCUGUUUCAUUGAAAAAUAUGGACACUUCGAGGUGGGGCUAGUUUUCCCUGUAUGACUAUAUGAUCUUACUAGAUCUCAAAAAAAUUGUGGUACGAUUUCAAAAUAAUGUGAAUGAAAAUUCCUUUGGUGACCCUUAAAUCAGUCUGUUUCAUAAAAACAUGACCACCAGGGGGCAGAGCUAGUUUCAUAGAAAACUUUGAAAUCUCCUCCAAAACAGCUGGUCCAUUUUCAAAAUAAUUUGACAGCAAUGUUCCUUGGGUGACCAUCUUCCAAAUUCAUUCAAAUCAUUUUGUUUCAUUAAAAAACAUGGAUGUCAGGGGGUAAGGCUCGUUUUCUCAAUAGCACUCUAUAGCACUUUGUGGAAAACUUUGAAAAUUUUCUCAUCUAAAACCACAGGUCUGAUUUCAAGCAGUGUUUCUUUUGUGGCCCUCUACUAAAUUUCUUCAAAACAUUCCUUUUUGUUAAACAAACAUGGCUACCUGGGGACUGGGGUACCGGUAGUUUUCUCUAUAUCGCUGUUUGCCAUACAACCUCCUCUGAAACUUCAGGCCCAAAUUAAAAAUAAUUUCACACAGAUGUUCCUUAGGUGACUCUGUACCAAAUUCCUUCAAGCACCCACCAAUAUUAUCCCUUCCCACCCCUACUCCAUUAUUCGCCACACACACAAAUAUACAAUGUCAUUACCCACCCAUACUAUUAAGCGUAAACUGCAAAAGUCUUCCAGUCAGAAAACACUAUAACCCUAUUUCAAAAUAAUAUCAACAUGUACUUUCCUUGCAUGAGCAAAUUACAUGAAAUUAUUUUGUUUCAUUUUUAGUUCGACUAUACGAAGUAUAUGGAGAGCUAUCCUACUCAACCCGGCGUCGGCGUCUUUCCGUGUCCCCACCUUGGUUAAAGUUUUUUUUACACUUUCUCUUUUUUCUCCUCAUCUCUGUAAUUACUUGAUGGAUUUGCUUUAAACUUUUAAUAGUUAUUCCCCAUCAUCACCCACAUCAUAUGGCACAAGGGCCAUAACUCUCACACCAAUAUUUCAUGAAUUAUCCCCCCUUUUUACUUAGAAUUUCAGGUUAAAGUUUUGACGCACUUUCACUCUAUCUCAGUUAUUCCUAAAUGGAUUUGAUUCAAACUGAAAGUAGUUGUUCCACAUAAUAUCCAACAUCAUAUGACACAAGGCCCUUAACUCUGGUACCAAUAUUUAAUUAAUUAUCCCCCCUUUUACUUAGAGUUUCAGGUUAAAGUUUUGAUGCACUUUCACUAUAUCUCCGUUUAAUUACUAAAUGGAUUUGAUUCAAACUUAAAAUAUUGUUCAGCAUCAUCACUCACAUCAUAUGACACAAGGGCCAUAACUCUUGCACCAAUAUUUCAUGAAUUAUCCCCCUUUUUACUUAGAAUUUCAGGUUAAAGUUUUGAUACACUUUCACUCUAUCUCAGUUAUUACUAAAUGGAUUUGAUUCAAACUUAAAAUAGUUGUUCCACCUUAUCACCCACAUCAUAUGACACAAGAUGCAUAACUCUGGCACCAAUUUUUCAUGAAUUAUGCCCCCUUUUACUUAGAAUUUAAGGUUAAUUUUGAUGCAUUUUCACUAUAUCUCAGUUAUUAGGAAAUGCAUUUGAUUCAAACUUGAAGUAGUUGUUCCACAUCAUCACCCACAUCAUAUGACACAAGGUGCAUAACUCUUGCACCAAUAUUUUAUAAAUUAUGCCCCCUUUGUACUUAGAAUUAUACCUAUAUAGUGUUUUGAUACACUUUAUCUUUACCUCUCUUAUUACUUAAUAUUUUUGACACAGACUCAAGCUAUUGUGCAAUAUCUUCAUCCACCAUUGGAGUCAUUAAACACUCCAAUGACAGUUCCACUUUCCUCAGAUGUGCCCAGUUUCACUAUCCAGCAUCGAAAUAGUCAGGCACACUGUCUCCUGUGACAGCUCUUGUUUAACAACUUCAGCAACUUCGUUUGACGUAUAACAUCUUUUAUCAGUAUAAUAUUAUGGCUCUACUGUUAAACUAAAUAUUGAUGGUGAAACGUUUUGUUAAUGAUCAGUUUGAUGUUAGCUCUAUGGUAGAGUGGCCAGAUUUGUUGUGUUUCUAGGUUGCACACUCCCUAAGUCACUUUUCGCUAAAUGUGUGAGAUGUUGUGGUCCUGUGUUUAAAAGACUGUUCCAGUCCACUGGCACCAGACCAGAAAGAAAAUGCCACUGUAUAUGUUAUACCAUACCCCUUGGUAUACUAUAAGAACCAAGGUCAUGAAUGGGAAAAUGUACUUACCCAUUUCAAUCGUGCAUUUCUCACCUAAAACACGCAGUACGGUAAAUGUAUUCUAUGGAUAUUGAACAAGUGGUAAUUUAUCUUCCAUUGUGUACCAGUCACAUUCCUUCAGUAUUUCUUAUCUUAGAGAAACAACGUGUAGUUUAUAGUUUCAUCAACGUUACAGAAAAAACUUGGAUGAACUUCCCUAAUGAAGUUCCGGUCUAGAUUACAAAAUUAUUCUGACUGGCUGAUGUGAAAAUGUAUGUCAGUCAUCGUUUAACUACACGUGUACGCUAAAAUGUGUAUAUGCAGCAUAAAUGUGCAAUGUGAAUUAAAUAAACAAUACAAAUGUAUACCAGUGUAUGACUUCAAAUUCAAAAUCAUUUCUAAGAUGUAUUUCAUUCAUCAUUUCGAGUUUUAUUGUAUAUCUGUGAAUAAUUUGCAUUCUGUUUUUGUUUGUUUACAUUUCGCCUAACAUGUGCACACUGCUGUGACCUCUAGACCGGAUGUUCCUGUAACGUUGACGAAAGCAUAAGGUAUGUGGAGUCUUUGCAAUAUGAAAUAUUGGGACAAUUUGACUGGUGCACGAUGGAAGAUGAAUUACCGCUUGUUCAAUAUGCUUGGUAGGCAUUCAUCGAACUGCGCGUUUAGGUGUGAAAUGUACGAUUGAAAUGCGUUAGUGCAUUUUCCCCGUUCAUGACCAUUGUUCUUAUAGUAUACCUAGAGGUAUAGGGUAUAACAUGUACGGUGGCAUUUUCUUUCUGGCCUGGUGCCAGUGUUUCAGUCUUUCUUAAAAUGUAGGGACACACCAGAGCAGUUGUCUCCCUUUGGCCAUAUUAUCUGGGAAAACAUAAAUUGUUUUUACCUCUGCUGUCUGAAACCCUUUAAGUCGUCAGAAAUUUUGUUGACACCAGAUUUGUUAGAUUUUGUUUGAUAUUGGUAGAUUAAGAAGUGAUUUUAUAAAUCUUUCUUUGUUGUUAAUAUUUUGGUCAUCAUUCUCCAGUUCACGAAUUUUGUUUAUUUAAUGAAUAUUAUAUGAAAUAUUGGUAUGCAUUAUAUAGAUAUCGUUUA
Mercenaria mercenaria is the source of this 5378-nucleotide messenger RNA. RefSeq names its product general transcription factor 3C polypeptide 6-like. The coding region runs from base 97 to 654 and encodes 185 amino acids. The transcript is spliced from 5 exons. The record is from RefSeq and is a predicted model, not a curated record. Gene Ontology annotation, biological process: transcription by RNA polymerase III. Lineage: Eukaryota; Metazoa; Mollusca; Bivalvia; Venerida; Veneridae. Gene Ontology annotation, cellular component: transcription factor TFIIIC complex.